Messenger RNA from Ceratitis capitata (Mediterranean fruit fly), 1110 nucleotides. Its product is annotated as retinol dehydrogenase 13. The record is from RefSeq and is a predicted model, not a curated record. NCBI's taxonomy places the organism in Eukaryota, Metazoa, Arthropoda, Insecta, Diptera, Tephritidae. The transcript has 5 exons.
UGUUAAUCAAUAAUCCAAAAAUCGUUGAACACGGAGGUCGAGCCAAAAAUGACCGCAUCAGACUUUUUGAUUGUCAUUGUACUGAUAAUUUUGUUGUUGCUGCUUGUAAAAUGGUUAAUGCAAGGCGGUAAAUACAAGAAGAAUACAAUGAUUAACGGUAAGGUUGUCAUAGUAACCGGCGCCAAUUCUGGCAUUGGUGCUGAAACGGCGCUUGGGUUGGCGAAGCGUGGCGGCAAAGUUUAUAUGGCCUGCAGAGAUAUGAAAAAAUGUGAAAAGGUGCGACAGCGCAUAAUAAGCGAAACGAAAAAUAAGGAGAUUUACGCCUUAAAAUUGGAUCUAGCUUCACUAAAGUCUAUAAGAGAGUUCGUGAGAGAAUUCAAAAGCAGAGAGGACCACUUGGAUAUACUCAUCAAUAAUGCUGGUGUAAUGGGUUGUCCGCGUACGCUGACUGAAGACGGUUUUGAGAUGCAAAUUGGCAUAAAUCAUAUGGGGCAUUUUUUGCUCACAAAUCUGCUACUCGAUGGCUGCAGGUAGAUUUUACAUAAACCAAAAAAAAGAAGCAAUUAAAAAAAAAACUUUAAAAAUAUCUUCGGCUCCUUUCAGAAAUCACCACCCAGUAGAAUUGUAGUUGUGGCCAGUUUGGCACACGGUCGGGGUGAAAUCAAAAAAGACGACUUAAACAGUGAACUAGACUAUGACAAUCGUGGAGCAUAUGCUCAGAGUAAACUAGCAAAUGUGCUCUUCACGCGAGAGUUGGCAAGAAGAUUGGCCGGCACUGGCGUUACCGUUAAUGCGCUACACCCGGGUGUGGUUGCCACAGAUAUCGUACGUGAUGCAGGCACCAAUUUAAAGAGUUUCGUUUUCUACAUUAUUUUGAAGUACGUGGCUUGGCCACUUACAAAAACGAUUAAAAAUGGCGCACAGACAACUCUAUAUGCGGCGUUGGAUCCCGAUCUGGUUGAAGUUACAGGCAAAUAUUUUAAAGAUUGUGAAUUGAAGGAGGUUUCAAAACAAGCGCAGGACGAUCAGUUAGCAGCUUGGUUGUGGGAUACAAGCGUGGAGUGGACUAUGAAUACGGAGACACAAAGUGCUCAUAAAAAGAAAAAGUAA